Molecule: messenger RNA, 1487 nt
Organism: Eubalaena glacialis (North Atlantic right whale)
Lineage: Eukaryota; Metazoa; Chordata; Mammalia; Artiodactyla; Balaenidae
Product: NADH-cytochrome b5 reductase 2
Exons: 10
Cellular component (GO): mitochondrion
Molecular function (GO): oxidoreductase activity; FAD binding
Source: RefSeq, a predicted model, not a curated record
CGGAGGAGGUGCCGCGCGCCGCCGGUCCUGGGCGCGGGCUUCCCGGCCUAGGCCCCGUCCUCGGCGUCAUCGUGGCCUCCCAAACAGCGCCACUUCGACGACAUGUUCGGCGUCUGGGUCCGGGACACGUCCCUAUUCCUCGCCAUCACUGUUAUUGGGAUCACUGUGCUCCUGUUGGCCCUGAAGAACAAGAACGUAAAGAAGAGACAUCGUAUCACCUUACAGCACCCUGAAGCCAAGUUCCUGCUGCCCUUGACUGAGAAAGAGCAAAUCAGCUACAACACUCGGAGGUUCCGCUUUGGACUGCCCUCGCCGGACCAUGCCUUCGGGCUUCCUGUAGGUAACUAUGUUAAUCUCUUGGCCAAAAUUGAUGGUGUUUUGGUGGUCAGGGCUUACACGCCUGUGUCCAGUGAUGAGGAUCUAGGCUUUGUGGACUUAAUUAUGAAGAUCUACUUCUAAAAUGUACACCCUAAUCAUCCAGAAGCGGGGAAGAUGACUCAGUACUUGGAGAACAUGAAAAUUGGGGACACCAUCCUUUUUCAAGGGCCAUCCGGGCGCCUGUUCUAUCAUGGGUCAGGUACUGGGGGGUUCACACUGGGCCUCCAGCUAGGAGGAAGAAGAUGCCUAUGGUUGUUCCAUUGUUCUAGAAAGUUCCUCAGAUUUGAGUCACAUGGACUUGUCCUUGAAGUCUUCAUACAUGCAUUCACACACCCACUUUAUGAGAUUAUAAGCUUCAUGAAGGUAAGGGAAAGAAAAGUAUCCUCUGUGUUUUCACGGAAGUUUGCGUUCAAACCGUACAAAACAAGUGAGCUUGAAAAUAAACUGGUCCAUCACCUGGGAAUGAUUGCUGGGGGCACAGGGAUUACGCCCAUGCUGCAGCUCAUCUGCUGCAUCACCAGGAAGCCCAGUGACAAGACCAGGAGGUCCCUCGUCUGUGCCAACCAGACAGAGGAGGAGAUCUUGGUGAGCAAGGAGCUUGAAGAAGUUGCCAGAACUCACCCAAAGCAGUUCAACCUGUGGUACACCCUGGACAGGCCUCCUGUUGGCUGGAAGUACAGCUCAGGCUUCAUUACUGAGGACACGAUCAAGGAACAUCUCCCUCCUCCUGGGAGGUUCUUGUUCAUCCUGGCGUGUGGCCCACCACCCCUGAUCCAGAGAGCCGCGCACCCUAACUUGGAGAAACUGGGUUACACCAAGGACAUGAUUUUCACCUACUAAUGCCUCCCUUGCUCUUAGCAAAUUUGCCUGGUCCCGUUCAUGUUUCACAGUGAGCUCAGCUUCACCGUGUUAUACUGGGAAGUGUUCAAAGUCCCUCGUAAUGCAUCCUUGCGUACGCUGGCACUCCUUCCUCUCUUUUGGUGUGGGGCUAAGAAAAAGGCUCAGGAGACUGAAGAUAAAGUAGCUUCUGAGGCCUCCUUGCUUGAAGAGGCUUGAAGGAAUUCCAUUUCAGUAUCUUUUUCCAUAGUUUAGUGAAAUAAAAUUCAGUG